This is a messenger RNA of Electrophorus electricus (electric eel), 5400 nucleotides long. It is a transcript of the gene adgra3, whose product is annotated as adhesion G protein-coupled receptor A3. Gene Ontology annotation, cellular component: plasma membrane; external side of plasma membrane. Gene Ontology annotation, biological process: cell surface receptor signaling pathway; G protein-coupled receptor signaling pathway. Gene Ontology annotation, molecular function: G protein-coupled receptor activity; protein binding. The record is from RefSeq and is a predicted model, not a curated record. Lineage: Eukaryota; Metazoa; Chordata; Actinopteri; Gymnotiformes; Gymnotidae.
AGUAGAGGAACUGGAAGCUGGAGCCUGGAAGAGUUGCAUGGGGAAUAUGGAUGGGAUACAAUGUUCAUGGAUUUAUGCAAAAUUAUGGACUCGAUCAAACAAGGAUAGUGCAGUUCUUACUACUGGUUUGCUUGUUCUUGCGCGUUGAUGUAGGGGAGCGUGGCUUUAAUCGUCCGAUACCUGUGGCUGUCGAGGAAACAUAAUAACUGAAAGAGGGAAAAACUAUUCGACGCGUUGUUUUCUAAGAACGUUAUUGUUUUCGUGCGGAUAUGCGUUUAAGUCGUGUUUUCAAGAAGCUAGAAGAUGCUGGCACUUGAGUAUUAUUUGACCGCCGUGGGUGUUGGGAGUCGUUGGCGUGCGGGUAAUUAGAAGAUCGCAGGGGAAAAGUUCUUGAUCGAAGUGCGAUCGGAUUUCCCGAAGUUUUGCGUUUUUUAAAAAAGCAAAUAGCAGCAUUUGGUUCACCAUCGAGGGCGAGAAAGAAAAUAACGUAUGCCCGAGUCAAAGUUUACGCUUUUCACUGCAAUAGCUUGCUUCGUUGAGCACAAUAAUCGCGAACUUUUAAAGCGAUUAGACCGACGUGAUUAGUCGGAAUCGCUGAGCGAAUCGCUUGGAAAACAAAGGGCACCGACGCUUCUCGGUGUAGAGUAACGUGGAGCGCACAAAGCUAUGCUAUAUCGAAACGUACAGGCGUUAUUAUUCUGGGCACGCUACUUUCAACAUGACCUAAGGAACCCAGCCUACUGUUUUGACUUUUUUCUCUUUUGUGGCCGUGGCUGAGCGUCUCUCGCAGAGAUAGCGGCUGUUUUAAUGGAACAAACCCAGUAAGGGUGGAGGAGGGGUUUCUUUCAUGUUUUACACGUUACACUAAAUACUCCCCAUCCCCUUCGUGUUUAUAUCGACAAAAGACGAGCCAGACAUGUCGGCCGGGGGUUCCCUUGUCCUUUUAUUGGCUUUUGUGCUGCUGCGAGUCGUGAGCUGUGCGGUAUCGUCUGACUGUAAAUCGUAUGACGAGCGCUCCAGAAAUGCGGGGAAAAGCUCUCCCUCGGUGGCUACGCCGGACAGGAAGGUCGUCUGCAGCAACAUGGAGCUCCAUCAGGUCCUCCCUGCGCAGUCCUUUCCGAACAGGACAGUCACACUGAUUUUAAGCAACAAUAAAAUCCAGGAACUUCUGAACGGCUCCUUCGCUGGUUUGUCCACGCUCGAGAGACUGGAUAUAAAGAACAACUUCAUCACCCGCAUUGAGCCAGGAGCCUUUCUGAGCCUCACUGCUCUUAAAAGACUAGACCUGUCCAAUAACCGCAUCGGCUGCCUCAAUGUGGAUAUAUUCAAAGGCCUCACAAAUCUGGUCAAACUAAACCUUUCGGGGAACAUGUUUUCGUCACUGGCCCAAGGGACAUUUGACAGCCUCGUCUCCCUUAAGACACUGGAGUUCCAGAGCCCUUUUCUCCUGUGUGACUGUAACCUGCAGUGGCUGGUGCGCUGGACCAAAGAGCGGAGCGUGGCGGUGAAGGACACCCGCUGCUCGUACCCGCGCUCUCUCCAGGGCCAGCUCCUGACCGCCCUCAAGCCGGACAUGCUCACCUGUGAUGCACCCCUGGAGUUGCCCUCAUUUCAAAUGACCCCAUCUCAGCAUCAGAUAGUGUUCCAAGGUGACAGCCUGCCCUUCCAGUGCAUGGCCUCCUUUGUGGAUGAGGACAUGCAAGUGCUUUGGUACCAGGACGGCAAGAUGGUGGAGCCGGAUGCCACGCAGGGCAUCUACAUCGAGAAGAGCAUGGUGCAGAACUGCUCGCUCAUUGCCAGCGCCCUGACCAUCUCCAACAUCCAGCCGGGCUUCACCGGCGACUGGGAGUGCCGCGUGCGCACCAGCCGGGGCAACAACACCCGCACGGUCCACAUCGUGGUCCUGGAGAGCACGGCCAAAUACUGCACCCCCGAACGGGUCUCCAACAACAAGGGAGAGUACAAGUGGCCCCGCACGCUGGCAGGAAUCACGGCGUACCUGCCCUGUGCUCGGCAAGUGACGGCGCAGGGAUCUACUCGGGUGGCUCGGGCGGAAGACCGCCGCGCCCGCAGGCGCUGCAACCGCAGCGGGCGCUGGGCCGAGGAGGACUACACCCGCUGCGAGUACAUGAAGGACACCACCCGCGUGCUCCACAUCAUCAACCAGAUGGCACUGAACCUGACCAACGCCGUGCACACGGCACAGCAGCUCCUGGUAUACACCGUGGAAGCCCCCAAGUUCUCCGACAAGGUGGACGUCAUCUUCGUGGCCGAGAUGAUUGAGAAGAUCGGGACGUUCGCCGAGAAGUAUAAAGAGCUAGGGGACGUGAUGGUGGACAUCUCCAGUAACCUGAUGCUGACAGACGAGCGUGUGCUGUGGAUGGCACAGAAGGAGGCGCGCGCCUGCUCACGCAUCGUGGACAGCCUGCAGAGGAUCGCAGCUCCACGCCUGGCCACCGGCUCUUACUACACAAACUCUCACAACAUUGCACUGGAGGCACACGUGAUCAAGGCCAGCAGCUUUAAUGGCAUGACCUGCACAUUGUACCAGAAGGUGGCGCCAGAGCGCCCCAUGAUUCCCCACCUGGGCCCUCUAAACCCUGACGUUAACCUGGGCCGCCAGCUCAGCUUUAAAUGCAACGUCACCAGCAAUCUCUCUGCACUGGCGUUAAAGAACACGAUAGUAGAGGCGUCCGUGCAGUUCCCUGCAGCCCUCUUUCCCUCGCUGGCCGAGCCUGGCACGGCCGACGACACCGCCUACAAGCUCCAGCUCCUGGCCUUCCGCAACGGCAAGCUCUUUCCUCCGACGGGCAACUCCAGCGUGCUGGCCGAAGGCAGCAAGCGCAGAAGCGUGGUCACUCCCGUCAUCCUCGCCAAGAUCGAGGGCGUCCCGCCGAAGCCCCUGCUCAGCUCAAUCAACGUGACCUUGCGUAGGUUCCUUCAGGGCUCCAACCCCGUGGCAGGUCGUUGGGACGUCACCGCCCUCGACGGCCAGGGCGGCUGGCAGUCAGACGGCUGCGUCGUCCUUCACCACGACGACAACUUCACCACGCUGUCCUGCGACUCGCUCAGCAACUAUGCCCUGUUGAUGGAUCUGAGCAGGACGGAGAUGAUCGAGUACAACUUUAAGCCUCUCCAUGCAAUCAUCUAUGCCACAGCCAUCGUACUCAUGCUCUGUCUGCUGGCUGUCAUCGUCAGCUACGUCUACCACCACCGGUCCGUGCGCAUCAGCAAGAAGUGCUGGCACAUGUUGGUGAACCUGUGUCUGCACGUCCUCCUCACAUGUGCUGCCUAUGCCGGGGGCAUCAACCAGACACGCUACACCAGUGUUUGCCAAGCGGUGGGCAUAGUGCUGCACUACUCCACUCUGGCUACAGCCUUGUGGUCGGGAGUCACGGCACGGAACAUCUACAAGCAGGUCACGCGCAAGACCAAGAUCUAUGAAGAGCUGGAGGAGCCUCCUCCCCCACCCAGGCCCAUGCUGAGGUUCUACCUGAUAGGUGGAGGGAUCCCGAUAAUUGUUUGUGGCAUCACCGCUGCCGCUAACGUCAAGAACUACGGCAGCCGCAGCGGAGCACCUUACUGUUGGAUGGCGUGGGAGCCCAGUCUGGGCGCGUUCUACGGCCCAGUAGUUUUCAUCAUCUUCGUGGACUGCAUGUAUUUCCUCCGCGUCCUCCUGCAGCUGCACAGACAUCCAGAGAGGCGCUUCGAGCUGAAGGAGCAGGCAGAGGAGCAGCAGCGGCUGUCCGCGGCGGAAACCGCCGAGGUCGGCCCGGGCCACGCCGAGUCCUCGCCCGCUGUGGGCGAGCCGCCCGUGCUGCUGUCAGCGCUGGAGAACGAACACACGUUCGCCGCCCAGCUGUCGGGCGUGGCCGGCACCCUGGCCCUCUGCACCUUGCUGUGGGUGUUUGGCGCCUUGGCUGUUUCGCAGGAGCACCCGGCUGAUUUGGUGUUUGCCUGCCUGUUCGGCGCGGCUGCCCUGGCGCUGGGGGCGUUCCUGGUGGGGCACCACUGCGUAACGCGCCAAGACAUGCGGCAGCACUGGACACAGGCCUGUUGCCUUGGGAGGCGGAGCUACGCCCCGCAGGUCGAUGCCCUUCUCGGCCCAGGGGCCGCCGCCGCCGAAACGCCGCCGACGGGAAACGUCGAGGGGGGGAGGUGUCCUGCCAGCGGCACAGAGUCGUCCUGCACCAAUAAGAGUGCGCCGAGCCUGCUCAACUCCGCCCAGGGCUGCAAGAUAACUAAUCUGCAAGUGGAGGCUGCGCAGUGCAAGGGUGUCCCUGCACCAGCCAAUGGCGCCGUCCUAUUGGAUAACAGCCUGACCGAGCAUUCGCUGGACACCGAGAUCAAGAUGCACGUAUCACCAAUUGAGGUCCAAUACCGGCCCGUGAGCACCAACGGUCUCCCCGGCAUGGGCAGUGCCAGCGUCAACGGGCACCCGGUGCGGCACCACAAGAACCGGGCGCGGGCACACCGCGCCAGCCGCCUGACCGUUUUGCGUGAGUAUGCGUACGACGUGCCCACCAGCGUGGAGGGCAGUGUGCAGAGUGCCCCCCACAGGAGGCACCACCACCACGACAGCGUGCAUGCCCGCAACAGCCGGCGAGCGGCAUACCUGGCGUACCGCGAGCGCCAGCAAAGCCAGCUGCAGCAGGACAGCAGCGAUGCAGGCACCAGCCUGCCCCGCCGGCCGCGCCUUCAAGACAGGACCGCCUGCAAGGCGUUGGGCAACAGCCUCACCGCCAGCCUUGGGAACGGCCUCGCAGGCAGCCUGGCCAACGGCCUCGGCAACGGCCAAAGCAAUGGCGUUAGUAACGGAGGUGCGGCAGGGGAGGACGCCGAAACACACACUCCGAGCCCGGUCAACGGCUGCCCAAAGCAGUCCCUCACCGUCGAACUGGAAGUGCAGCCUAAGUCGUACGGCCUGAACUUGGCGUCAGACAGCGGAACUGCUAAAAGCUUAGAGAGGCCCCAGAACGGUCAACCUAUCAAUAUGGACAGUUCUGGCAUCGUUAAGACUGGUUUGUGGAAACAUGAAACUACAGUGUAGCGAGUUUUCCCCCUCAAAGACUAUUUCCUGUGUAACUGUGAACCUCCUUUUUUAUUGCUAUUUUACACAAGAGUUUGAAAAAGAAUUUUAUUAUUGGAUUGUUUUAAAUAAAGGUUGGAGGAAAAGACAUAUGUUGGCACACCACUUGCCAGUUGUUAUAGAUGAUCUACAAAUGGUCUAUUUUUGUAUCAUUUAUUUACUGAUCUUCUGUGUACAUCAGUUUGUAUUUGAAAAAAGCACGACCUGCAUCCCAUGGCAAUAGAUAGGAUUAGUCAUAUGUUCUAACAUGUUUUGGUAUAAUUAAGCACAUAAUUUCCAAUUGCAACUGCAAAAUAAAAAUUGGAAAAGAA